ACAGAUAUAAUUCAUAUACUCUAUAGUCUAUACCAUAUAACUUUAUUUUAUUUUUUAAAAUUUUAAUUUUAAUUUUUUUUGUGGUUGGCUCCUUCUUCCUUUAUAUACCUCACAUACCUCUACCCUCAUUUCGUUCCAUAUCAACCCAAAAGAAAAUCCUACUCCUCACUCUCUCUUCUUACUUCCAAACCCCUUCAAAAAAAAAACACCCAUAAAUAAAUAAAAAAAACCUACCUAGUACAUUUUAUAUUUUUUAAAAAAUGGAAAUAGAACCAAGCAAUAAAAAAAUCAUUGGUAAAAAAUUAUGGAGCAUUCUUCGAAUAGUGUUGAUGAUGGUAAAGAAAGGCAUUUCAAAGAGCAAAUUAAUCUUAGACCUUAAUUUGCUCUUUAAGAGAGGUAAUGAAUUAGCUGGUAAGGCCAUUAAUGGUCUUAUAAUCCACCACAAUUCCCUUAUUUGUAAGCCUAACAACCCUAACUACCACUUUACUUCUCCUAAUAAGGGUUAUGAGUUUAGUUGUAGCAACACACCCGAGUCGGGCCCAUUUCAACUCAUGAUGAUGGCUAACCAAAAGAGGUCUAAGUCCAAGCAUGACCACCGCCGCCACAACUACCAACUCGAGGACCCUGCAACCAUGGCGGCUGUCCAAAGGGUCCUCGAGAUGCUUAAUACCCAUGAGGGGCCUACAGCAUCCCCCUUGGGAAUGGGGAUGGGGAUGGGGAUGGGAAUUGGCGGGCAGGGACAGAAUGUUGCCCUGCCCGGGUUUGGAUAUGAGAAAAGUCCGUUGGUCAGACAAUUAAGAGUAACGGAUUCUCCUUUCCCGUUGAAAGACGGGAAAGGGAAUAAGGAAGAGGAGGAGGAGGAUGUUAAGGUUAAUAAGGCCGCGGACGAGUUUAUUAAAAAGUUUUAUAAGAAUUUGAUGAUGCAAAAAACUUUGGAAUCCCCUUGUCACGUAUAUGCUCGUUGAUUGAUGAUGUACUAUCAAUUAAGGGAUGAUUUCAUAAAGGGUGUACCAUAUGAUUAUAUUGGAUUUAUUUUUAGAAAGGAUACUACAAGGUAUAUUAUAUAUCCUCAAAUUAGAUCCAUAAAGAUGAUCCAAUAUAUGUUGUUGCAAUAUUUGAUGGUAUAUUAAUUUGAGGUAGGUGUUUUGAAAUUGUAUUUUUGUAUUUUUUUUUAUUAAAGAAAUUAAAGUGGUUGGUUGCUAUUCUUGUUAAGAAGUAUAGAGGGACCAAGAAAUUGACAAUUUGACAUGUACUUUUAUUUUUGGCCUUAGCUGUUUAUUUGUUUUUUUAGGGGGUGGAUGAGUGAAUUAAAUACCAAAAUUACCAACCAUUUUAUUUUA
Messenger RNA from Chenopodium quinoa (quinoa), 1340 nucleotides. RefSeq lists its product as uncharacterized. Bases 261 to 965 code for a protein of 234 amino acids. The record is from RefSeq and is a predicted model, not a curated record. NCBI's taxonomy places the organism in Eukaryota, Viridiplantae, Streptophyta, Magnoliopsida, Caryophyllales, Amaranthaceae. The transcript has a single exon.